CGGAGACGCGCCGGAAGUCUGCCGUAGGCCGGAGGAGCGGCUGUUUUUCGUGCGAGGCGGACCCGGGAGGGGGCGGAGAGGGGCGCCAUCAUGUCGCUUUCCCACCUGUACGGCAAGAAGGAUGCUGCCGCCAUCGACGAUGACGUGGAGAUGGAGAACUUUGAGAUCACCGACUGGGACCUCCAGAACGAGUUCAACCCCAACCGGCAGCGCCACUGGCAGACCAAGGAGGAAGCCACCUACGGCAUGUGGGCUGAGCACGACUCGGAUGACGAGAGGCCCAGCUUCGGGGGCAAGCGGUCUCGAGAUUACUCUGCACCUGUAAACUUUAUCAGCGCGGGGCUGAAAAAGCCGGCAGGUGACGAGAUUGAAGAGGAGGAUUCUGACGAGGACGAGAAGCCUGCAAAACAAGAGGAACCCGCCAAAGAGUUUGUCCCCAAAAAGUUAAAGACGGGUGGCAAUUUUAAACCCAGCCAGAAGGGCUUCAUCGGUGGGACCAAGUCCUUCAUGGACUUUGGCAGCUGGGAGCGACACACCAAGGGAAUCGGACAGAAGCUUCUCCAGAAGAUGGGCUACGUGCCUGGCCGAGGCCUCGGAAAGAAUGCUCAAGGCAUCAUCAACCCCAUCGAGGCCAAGCAGAGGAAGGGCAAGGCGGCCAUCGGGGCCUACGGCUCGGAGCGAACCACCCAGUCCUUGCAGGACUUCCCUGUGGUCGACUCAGACGAAGAAGCGGAAGAGGAAUUCCAGAAGGAGCUCAGCCAGUGGCGAAAAGACCCAAGUGGGGGCAAGAAGAAGCCAAAAUACACCUACAAGACUGUGGAAGAGCUGAAGGCCAAGGGCAGGGCGGGGAAGCAGUUGGCAGCGCCUCAGAAGGAACUGGCGCAAGUGAAGGUGAUCGACAUGACCGGCCGUGAGCAGAAGGUCUACUACAGCUACAGCCAGAUCAGCCAGAAGCACAACAUUCCCGACGACAGCCCGCAGCAGCCGCCGGUGCCGGGGCUGCUGGGCAAAGAGGCCAAGGCGCAGGCUUUCGCCCUGCCCGAACUGGAGCACAACCUGCAGCUUCUCAUCGACCUGACGGAGCAGGAGAUCAUCCAGAAUGACCGGCAGCUCCAGUACGAGCGGGACAUGGUCGUCAACCUGACCCAUGAGAUUGAGAAGAUGGCCGAGGUCCUGGCCCGCGAGGAGGCCGACGUCCGCAACCUCAGCAAGGUGCUGGAGCUGGUGGAGGAGUGCGAGCGGCGGAUGCGGCCCGACUGCCCGGACCCUCUUACCCUGCUGGAGUGCGCCAGGAUCUUUGAGACCCUCCAGGACAAGUAUUAUGAGGAGUACCGCAUGUCGGACCGCGUGGACCUGGCGGUGGCCAUUGUCUUCCCUCUCGUCAAGGACUACUUCAAGAACUGGGAUCCCCUGAAGGACUGCACGUAUGGCACAGAAAUCCUUGCCAAGUGGAAGACUUUGCUGGAAAAUGACCAGCUGCUGUCACACGGCGGGCAGGAUCUUGCUUCAGACGCUUUUCACAGGCUGAUGUGGGAGGUGUGGAUGCCCUGCGUGAGGAGCGUGGUGGCCCAGUGGCAGCCCCGGAACUGCAUCCCCAUGGUGGACUUCCUCGACAGCUGGAGUCACAUCAUCCCCGUGUGGGUCCUGGACAACAUCCUGGACCAGCUGGUCUUCCCCAAGCUGCAGAAGGAGGUGGAGAGCUGGAACCCCCUGACAGACACGGUGCCCAUCCACUCGUGGAUCCACCCGUGGCUGCCCCUGAUGCAGGUCCGGCUGGAGCCCCUCUACUCGCCCAUCCGCAACAAGCUCUCCAACGCCCUCCAGAAGUGGCACCCCAGCGACGCCUCCGCCAAGCUCAUCCUGCAGCCCUGGAAGGAGGUCUUCACCCCAGGCUCCUGGGAGGCUUUCAUGGUCAAGAACAUUGUGCCGAAACUGGGCUUGUGUCUCAACGAGCUGAUCAUCAACCCUCACCAGCAGCACAUGGACGCCUUUUUCUGGGUGAUGGACUGGGAAGGCAUGAUCUCCGUCUCCAGCCUGGUGGGGCUCCUGGAGAAACACUUCUUCCCCAAGUGGCUGCAGGUGCUGUGUUCCUGGCUGAGCAACAACCCCAAUUACGAGGAGAUAACCAAGUGGUACCUGGGCUGGAAGUCCAUGUUCUCGGACCAGGUGCUGGCCCACCCCUCCAUCAAGGAGAAGUUCAACGAAGCUCUGGACAUCAUGAACCGAGCAGUCUCUUCGAGCGUCGGUGGCUACAUGCAGCCCGGUGCCCGGGAGAACAUUGCCUACCUGACGCACACAGAGCGGCGGAAGGACUUCCAGUACGAGGCCAUGCAGGAGCGCCGGGAGGCUGAGAACAUGGCCCAGCGGGGGAUCGGCAUGGCCGCCGGCUCCGUGCCCAUGAACUUCAAGGACCUCAUCCAGACCAAGGCCGAGGAGCACAACAUCGUCUUCAUGCCGGUCAUUGGCAAGCGGCACGAGGGGAAGCAGCUGUACACCUUUGGCCGCAUUGUCAUCUACAUUGACCGGGGGGUGGUCUUCGUGCAGGGCGAAAAGACCUGGGUCCCCACCUCCCUCCAGAGCCUGAUCGAUAUGGCCAAGUGAGGGGGGGGCAGGCGCUGUCACCUCGUUGGCAAGGACCUGGGAGGUGGGCAGGAUAUGUCCCACUGGGCAAGGCUCUGGGAGGCCAAAACAGCCCUCCUCCCCCCCCCGCCCCUCUCCCCGACUUGAGAUGACGCCAGCUGGACCCGAUUCCUGGACCGAGAGGAGUCCUCACGGAAACAAGAGCUGCUCCUGCCUAGGGGUCCGGAUGCUGGGACGUGAAUGGCAGAACCACGUUAACACCACUGAAAAGCAAAGAGCCAGGCGCGCUGGCUCAGAACAAAGGAUCCGAGUCUGGGCGACGCAUCGCCUUGCUAGACUUGCCGUUUGUCCAGCAGAGACACUUGUGGCUCUUCAGGAAAAAACCGAGUCAAAUGUCAGUUCAUGCCACAGCUGAAUAAAAGCCUCUCUGUGCUGCC
This is a messenger RNA of Pogona vitticeps (central bearded dragon), 3017 nucleotides long. RefSeq names its product tuftelin interacting protein 11 (gene TFIP11). Gene Ontology annotation, molecular function: nucleic acid binding. The record is from RefSeq and is a predicted model, not a curated record. Gene Ontology annotation, cellular component: U2-type post-mRNA release spliceosomal complex. Gene Ontology annotation, biological process: spliceosomal complex disassembly. NCBI's taxonomy places the organism in Eukaryota, Metazoa, Chordata, Lepidosauria, Squamata, Agamidae.